UAAUCUUGCUAGUGAUGCUGGGUUUAAAGAAGACUACGAAGGCGCCGCCAGCAUUUGCAAGCUAGCUAACAUUGCCUUAUCCAGUAACGUCAUCUUCAAACAGCGCUCAAUGUUUGGAGAUGGAUGAUGAGCUGGAGAACUUCAUCAGGGAACGGAAGGCGAGAGUGGCUGAAGAUAAAGCCAGUUUGGAACAAGACCCUCCUUACCUGGAAAUAAAGACAAAACCUCUCAGAGCCUAUGAGUCCACUGUUAAGGAGAACAUCCCUCCCAAGUCCAAUGCACAGGGGAAAGAGGAGAGUUGCAACAUGGGUCUCCCCCUCGGUGUAGAGUAUGAGAGGAAGAAACAGAGGCUACAGCAUGAGCUCCGCAUGGACUACAGGCGCUACAUGGCUCAGAAAAAACACUUUGCCGAAACUGGACCAUUAAUUCACCUUGAUAACAGGAGGUCUUUCAAGGAACACCCACGUGAAGGCCAGUCAGGGUUUGUUCCCAAACAGCAAGCCAUCUCAUGGAGAGAUGCAGCCACUCUAACAGAGGACAGUAAGGGGUUGCACAGGGCUUUACGCCUGGCUGAGGUUAAGACCCUCUGUCCAGAGGAGGACAAGGAGCAGCCAUCAGUACUUCGCAGGCAUCGUGACACUCAGCGGAGGCCAGCAGACCAGGAGUCAGAGGAUGAGGAAUACUUCAAGGAGGAGCUGGAACUGAUGGAAGGCAGAAGGAACAGACAUACAGGGGAAGAAGCCAAUUAUGAGAAGAGACAAUCCAAUAAGACUGAUGGCAGAGAGAAGAGGGAGAAUCCAGUGGGUAUUGCCAGAGAAGGCAGGAGAUCAAGAGCACUGCUGAGACAUGAGGAUGCUGAGUUCGCCACUGGCCUUAUAAUAGGAACAGCUGAUACAGAAGAUGCCUUAAAGAGGAGGAAGGAACGCUACAGACAAGAAUUGCAGGAGCAGAUCGCUGAACAGCACAGGAACAAGAAGAGGGAGAAAGAUUUGGAGCUGAAAGUUGCUGCAACAGGGGCAAAUGAUCCUGAGAAGCAGCCGGACCGAAUCAGACAGUUUGGACUGUGCAGGAGAAAGGAUCAUCAGGUUUUGGAGUCUUCAGCACCUGGAGAGAGUGAAACAUCGCCAAGAGGUCUAACAAAUAAUGAGAAGAUAGAUGUUAGUGACAGAGAGAUGCCUCUUCCUGAGCAGCCCCAUGUAGCCUUCCAUUCCCCUCUGCUGGAGUACAGCUCUGCCCUGGGGGGAGGUGGUCUGUCUCCCAACAGUCAGCCUGCUGCCCCAUCCUUCCCCAGAGCCAUGGACACUCCCAGAAUCCCUUUGGUUCCUCCUCAUCCUCCUUCAACUGUCAGCGAAACCUACAGGAGCCCAUAUGGAGAGCCUCAUCACUACUAUGGCUCGAGAAAUCUGCUUGACCCAAACAUGGCCUACUAUGGUCACUUGUCAAUUCCUGGCGCUGGCCCUUCCACGUCGUACUGGAAUGUACCACCGGGGGAAGCUGUGCCCAACCAGUUUGAUAACUAUAGCCCUUACAGCCAGCAGAGUGGAAGCAGCUUCCCUGACCCUCCAAUACAGCCUAACAGUGAGGCUGCUGUGGGCUCGCAGGACAGGGUCUUCCCUAUGGAGAGAUUCAGAUCAAACAGGGAGAGGAACAUGAGCUACAGGGAGGCUUUGAAACAACAGGAAGCUUCCAGGCGAUGCAGCGACAAGCUUUACAACAAGAUCCAGGAGCAACAGGAACGGCGGCUGCGGGAGAGGGAGGAAAUGGAGCGUUAUGAGGCCCAACUGGAGGCUGACAUGAAGAACCACCAACCCUGGGGUCGUGGUGGAGGAGGAGCUCCACUCAGGGAUAGCACUGGAAAACUUAUCGCUGACCUCAAUCAGAUGCACAAGCAGAAUGAGGAGGCCUGCAGCAAUCCAGAGCAGUGGCAGAGGAGAGCCAUGGUCACCACGACGGCCCGCCAGACAGAGCUCCCUGACCCCAGUGAGAGGGUCUCUGGUUUCACCCAUGUCCAAACCCCCCAGUUUGGCAGAGGCAAUGUGUUUGCCAACCACCCCACCCAGCAACAGCUCCAGGAACAGGACAAGUACAAAGCUUACCUCAAACAGCAGAUUGAUGAGAAGAUGCGUAAAAAGGCGGAGGAGAGGGAACGGACGAGGCUGGAGGAGGAGAAAGAGGAGAAGAGGCUGGCGGAGCAGAGGGCCCACAUCCAGAGGGAAUAUGAGGAAGAACAGGAAAAGAAGAAACGGAAGGAAAUGGAGCAAAAAGCCAAGAAUGAGGAGCUGAUUCAUUUGGCUGAAGAGAGAAGAAAGGAAGCAGAGAGGAAGAAAAAAGAAGGUGAAGAGAAGGCGAAUGCUCUACUGAGGAGGCAGUAUGAGAGGGAGCGGCAGGCUCGGGUGGAAGAGGUCCACAGGGAGCCCUCGCCUCCUAUCCCCACUCUGCAGAAGAAACAUGGGCUACACCAGUAUACUCCCAGGCCCCCAACUGUUGACAGCGAGCAUUCGAUUGCCCCCCUGUCUGAGCGCUCUUUGUCUGGUCUCCAGUCCCCUCCUGUGCCUGCCUGUAGGAAUCAGCUCCGAGCUGCCGGUGACCAGCACGAUGUGUUCAGUGAGCUGUCAGCGUUGCGCCGGCAGCUUCGCAGAGAACAAAAACGUCUGGAGAGUCGUCUGCGGCAGGGUGACUGGGAGGAGUUAGACUCUCCUCUGAGUGACAGGCAUCAGGAGCGUCCACAGGUGGACGUGUUUGAUAUGGCCAGGCUGCGGCUCCAGGCUGCGGUCCGAAGGCCGAACUCCAAAAACAUGGAGCCCAGAAACCUGCUGAGAAUCCACGAGUCUCUUCAGCUCAAACAUACAGAUGGUGAGUCCAGACUGGGCUUUAGUGAGGUCUCUCAGCCAGAGGAAGUGGGUGUGACCAGCAGGAGGAGGCGGGAAUACAGGGAUCCAUAUCACCAGUUAUGCAGCCAGAGGUCUACAGCCCAGGAUGAUUAUUUUGAUCUGUCGCCACAGCAGCAAAAUGAUUAUCUGAGAAGUGUGAUGGGUCAGUCCCCAAGAGGUUCUCUGCUGGAAUCAGAGAGUGCUUUCAUUGACCCCCUAGGCGAUGCCUUUCCAGUGCCGCGUACCCCAGAGCUUGAGAAAACCCCACGGCUGUCAGCCAGAGAGAGGAGAAGGCUGGCCAAGCAGUCUCAGCUUCCCCAGGAUCGAGCUGCCUCCUGCCAUUCCUUCAGCCAACAUGAUCACUACGCUCGUAACAGGCUGCAGCAGGAAGCAGAGCCCAGCGGUGAAGGAAGGAGCAGGGACAGAACAGGCCGCCUGGUGGCUCUCAGUCGGGGCAACACAGCCGGACCAGUGGAUCUAUCUGAUGACAACUCCUCCCCUCCUCAGUUUGCUCUUCACAAACUUAACCAUGACAGCUCUGUAGGAACUGUUGCCACGGAUGCCUGGAUGCGACCAGGAACAUUGGACACGCUGAAAUGUUUGGGCCGACAAUCAAGGAGGGAGCGUCUGAAAACGUAGUACCGUGUCUUCCCUUUUAGACAGCUACAUCUGUCUUUGAACGAUGACAUUACGUUUGGUUUUAGCUCCUGGUUUUUAUGACAGAUGAAUAUGUCAGUGUGAAUUUCUGAAUGAUGUAAGUUUAUAUUUUUUGUUGUUUACAUGAGAGAACCUCAAUAUCUGAUAUCGAAGUGAAAACUCUGUUUUUUAGGCAUUUACUGUUUUGUUAAUGACUAAAUUUGUCUUAAAUAAAUUAUAUUUUAUCUAUA
Scatophagus argus is the source of this 3757-nucleotide messenger RNA. RefSeq names its product centrosome and spindle pole associated protein 1-like. The transcript has 29 exons. Gene Ontology annotation, biological process: positive regulation of cytokinesis. The coding region runs from base 120 to 3509 and encodes 1129 amino acids. NCBI's taxonomy places the organism in Eukaryota, Metazoa, Chordata, Actinopteri, Scatophagidae. Gene Ontology annotation, cellular component: microtubule; spindle pole; centrosome. The record is from RefSeq and is a predicted model, not a curated record.